Molecule: messenger RNA, 3618 nt
Organism: Amphibalanus amphitrite
Lineage: Eukaryota; Metazoa; Arthropoda; Thecostraca; Balanomorpha; Balanidae
Product: nuclear export mediator factor NEMF-like
Exons: 17
Coding region: 189-3275 (1028 amino acids)
Biological process (GO): rescue of stalled cytosolic ribosome; ribosome-associated ubiquitin-dependent protein catabolic process
Cellular component (GO): RQC complex
Molecular function (GO): ribosomal large subunit binding; tRNA binding
Source: RefSeq, a predicted model, not a curated record
GGUUCUGACGUCACGGCUGCGUGCGGUGGACGGUCCGCUGUGGCCAGUCCCGACCGGCCACAGCGAUCGCUGUGUGCGGUGACGGAAGGCUGACGUAGGGACGCAGUGGGCGGAGCUUGGAGGCUGUGUGCGGUCCGACCGCACACAGGGCCCGUGAACAGCCCUCUGAGUGAAGACUCGCCAUCACAAUGAAGUCCAAGUUCACCACCGUCGAUAUCAUUGCAAUGGUAGCCGAGCUGAAUGAGCGGCUGGCCGGUAUGCGCGUGGUACAGGUGUACGACACCGACCACAAGACGUACCUGUUCAAGCUGCAGCGGCCCGAGCAGAAGGCGGUGCUGCUGCUCGAGUCCGGAGCUCGCAUUCACGCCACAGAGUAUGAGUGGCCCAAGAACCCGGCGCCGUCCGGAUUCUCGAUGAAGCUGAGGAAGCACAUCCGCAACAAGCGACUGGAGUCGAUCCGCCAGCUGGGAGUGGACCGGGUGGUGGACCUGCAGUUCGGCUCGGGCGAGGUGGCCCACCACGUCAUCCUCGAGCUGUACGACAGGGGCAACCUGGUGCUGACAGACCACCAGUAUACGAUCCUCAACAUCCUGCGGCCGCGCACCGAUGCCGAGAGCGUCAGGUUCGCCUCAAAGGAGAACUACCCGCUGGACAAGGCGCGCCUGUACGAGACCCGCUCGGAGCAGCAGCUGCGAGAGGUACUGUCCGCCGCCAAGGAGGGAGAUGUGCUCAAGAAGAUCAUCAACCCUCAUCUUGAUUUUGGCGCCGCGCUGAUCGAACAUCUCCUGCUGGAAGCGGGUUUCCCGGCGCAGGCGCGGCUCGGACACGAGUUUCAUAUUGAGGAGGACAUGCACCGACUGGUGGGAGCCAUCCGCGCCGGGGAGGCGGUCCUCCGAAACGAACAGCAAGACUUCAAGGGUAUCGUCACUUACCGCGUGGAACGGCGCUCGGCGGGUGGUCAGAAGGGCGGUCAGAAGGGCGGUCAGAAGGGCGGCUCCGGCGCCGGCGGUGACGCGGAGAUGGUCACCUACCAGGAGUUUCACCCGCUGCUGUACGCGCAGCACGCCGACCAGCCCCACCACACCUUCCUCAGCUUCACAGCUGCCGUCGACGAGUUCUUCAGCAAGCUGGAGAGCCAGAAACUCGACAUGAAGGCGGUUCAGCAGGAGCGGGAGGCUCUAAAGAAGCUGGAUAACGUGCGGCGCGACCACCAGCGGCGGCUUGAGGCACUCGAGCUUGCACAGCGCGACGACAGAUGGCGCGCAGAGCUCAUCACCAGCAAUGCACAGCUAGUGGAUGGCGCGGCACUGGUGGUGCGCUCCGCCCUGGCCAACCAGAUUGACUGGCGCGAAAUCGGGCGGAUCGUACAGGAGGCGCAGAAGCGCGGGGACCCCGUGGCGCGCUCCAUCAAGGCCCUGAAGCUGGAGACGAACCACAUCACCAUGCUGCUGCAUGACCCGUACCAGGAGGAAUCCGACGAGGACGAGGAGGACGGCAGUGAGGACGGCCGGGAGGACGCGGCUCCUCCGGCCGAGAAGGCCGACCAGUCAUCCCACAUCCGACCGAUGCUGGUCGACAUAGACCUGGACCUAUCGGCGCUGGCCAACGCUACCAGGUACUUUGGCCAGAAGCGGACAGCGGCUAAGAAGCAGCAAAAGACCAUCGAGUCUUCGUUCAAGGCCAUGAAGUCGGCGGAGCAGAAGACCAAGCAGACCCUGAAGGAGGCUGCCACCAUCGCCAGCAUCAACAAGGCGCGUCGCGUGCACUGGUUCGAGAGGUUUCUCUGGUUCAUAUCGUCGGAAAACUACCUUGUGCUGGGAGGACGUGACCAGCAACAGAACGAGAUACUGGUACGACGCUACCUGAAGCCGGGUGACAUUUACGUACACGGUGACCUGCACGGUGCAGCCUCGCUGGUGGUGAAAAACCCCACCGGAGCAGAGGUACCGCCGAAAACACUGAACGAGGCCGGAUCGUUCGCCGUCUGUAACAGCUCGGCCUGGGACGCUAAGAUCGUCACCUCCGCCUGGUGGGUGCACGCCCACCAGGUGUCCAAGACGGCGCCUACCGGCGAGUACUUAACCACCGGUAGCUUCAUGGUGCGCGGCAAGAAGAACUACCUGCCGCCCUGUCAGCUGACCCUCGGAUUUGCAGUGCUGUUCAAACUGGAGGAGAGCUCGAUAGAGAGGCACCGCGGAGAGCGGCGGGUGAGGACGGUAGAGUCGGAGGACGGUCCCCGACCGGUGCCAGCCGCGGAGGAGCUGUCCUCUGCAGCCGGGGACGAGGACGGAGUGCGGGAGGACGGAGUGGCGUCCUCCCAGAACGGAGAGGAUGAAAAGGAGGACUCUGGGGAGAAGGAUUCUGAGGAUGAAAAGGCAGAGAAGAAGGACGAUUCAGAAGAGGAGGAAAAAGAGGAGAAGACGGGCUCAAAGGAGGAAGAAGAGAAGAAGGAUUCGGAGGAGGAAGAUGACAAGGGAGAGAGUGAGGAAGAAAACGAGUUCCCGGACACGAACGUGGAAGUGAAGCAUCUCAAAGGCAGCAAAUUCACGGUAGAGGUAACCUCCCCCACCGACUCCCGCCCUGCCGACAACCCGUUCCCGAAACUCCCCGGGCCCAAACCGGCCGCCGCACGGCGCGGCGGCAAGAAGCCGACCGGCCCGCCACCUGCCGGCAAAGACAAGAAGCAGAACUGCGCGCCGCCGCCGCAGCCGCGCGGCAAACGCUCCAAGAUGAAGCGCGCCAAGGAGAAGUACAAGGACCAGGAUGACGAGGAAAGGGAGGCUCGAAUGGCGAUCCUCCAGUCGGCCGGCCGUUCCCAGGCGGCAGUGGCCGAGGAGAAGCGUCAGCAGGAACAGCAGGAGCGUCAGCAGCGCCAGCAGGAACAGCAGGAGCGGCGCCGGCAGCAGCAGAAGGCGCGACAGGAGGCCGCCGAUGACGAGGGUGAUGACGACGAGGUGACCGUGCCACAAGACUGCCAGAUUCUGGAGGAGCUGACCGGCCUUCCUGUGGAAGAGGACGAACUCCUGUACGCCGUGCCAGUCUGUGCGCCGUGGUCCACCGUUCUUGGAUACAAGUUCAAAGUCAAGCUGACUCCCAGCGCAGGGAAGAAGGGUAAGGCGGCCAAGACGGCCGUCCAGUCGUUCCUCACGGACAAAGCCGCCACGCCGCGCGAGCGGGACCUGAUCAAAUCGGUGCGACCGGAAGAUGUCACCCGUAACUUCCCCGGCCGGGUCAAGGUUGUCUUGCCGCAGGCGGCAAGGGCCAAGAAGAAGUAGACGCCGCGCUCCAACAGGAGCACGUGAAGGUGUUAUCUUGUCGCCUAUUGGCUGUCGUGAUGCGCCGGUCGUUCUGACUGGGUCAAUGGGCGGCCACUUGUUGAGGCUUUCCGGAAAUGUGAUGAUGGACGUUUGUUAUAGCUUAUGCGGGGACUGCUGGGGUGGUUGUGAGGGUGGUAUUUAGGCCCGAUACCGGUCGGGCUGGUCCUAUGUCACGGCGCAUCAAUCAGUGUGGGUACUGGCCUUUGGGUACAACGUGUCCUGUUUACCAUAGUGAUUUACCGCUAUUUUCAAUGUGACGAGACAUAGUCGGUGCUCACUGGCAAAUACAACAAUUUUGAUA